Molecule: messenger RNA, 2056 nt
Organism: Orbicella faveolata
Lineage: Eukaryota; Metazoa; Cnidaria; Anthozoa; Scleractinia; Merulinidae
Molecular function (GO): protein binding; palmitoyltransferase activity
Source: RefSeq, a predicted model, not a curated record
CUGAUUGAAUUUGAAUACUAUACUGCUGUUGAAUUGAAUAAAAUAUUGCCCAGAAUAUACAGACUCGACGAAGCAAACGUUACCUUAAAUCUUGACUUCCUUUAAAGUGCUGUGAUGUUGUGAUUCAACAAAUCCGACUAGCUUUUCUUGCACAAAACGUUUGUCACGAAAUGUUAUUCUAUUCGGUACAUACUCGUCUAUAAACCUCAGUUUUAUUUUGGUCCAUAAAAGAGUGACAAUAACAUCGUAACCAAUCAGGGCAGAGCGAGCAAAACAUUAAAAACAAUGGGCUUUGUUCCAGUUCGGGCAAGAAGCCAUAAAAUACUGACGUGGUGAAGUUUGAUAGUCCUUGUCAAGGUCAGUUACCUUUUUUAUCAACCAGUAAUUUAUUUUCUCAUCAUAAUUUAUCAGUUUAAUUUAUUUCAUAAUUUGGCAUGUGGUCCCCAGAUUCCCUCAAAUACCGUACGCACGACUUGAUGACUCUUUUUUUUUUGUUCACUGUGCGCGCGAUAUCGGCGCGUGGGAAAAUAUACUUAGGGACCCAGAGCAAAUCCGCAUUAAAAUGCAAAGCUGGGUCAACUCAAAGCUACAUUUUAUUAUCAGUCCACAAAAUAUACUCUCUCUAGUUUUUUUUCUUUUUUAUGUUGUGUGUGUGUGUGUGUGUGUGUGUGUGUGUGUGUGUAUCGUUUCACUUCAGUAAACAAAAUAGUUUGCCUUCUACCUUGCUCUAUAGUUGAUAUUUGUCAUUUGCGAAACCUGAACUUUGACCUAAACAGGGUCAUUUCCAACCUUCGCCCACACCACCGUACGUACCCCAAACAUGUCAUCUCUGGCCUUCCUGGUUUCCACAAGUGGCGUUAGGGGAAAGGAGCUACACGCGUGUGGUGGGUAAGUUCGGAUGUUGGUGGUCCAGAGUUCUGCUACUGAAAGAGAAGGUAAUCCUUUCUCCUAUGCUAUGCGUGACAGAGAGAGGGCCAGGACUGGAAAAGUGUUGGAUAAAUUUGCCUGCCACUUAAACCUCCAACAAAUCGUUCUUCCGUUUUCAGAUACACAUGUACAAUUUUUAGUAUCAUUAGUAUGUCGUUCUUCCUAGAAGCGAGAUCUGAAGAUUUGAAGAGAGCUCUUGUUUGAUCUUGUUUGAAGAGAGAUCUUGUUUCUCGUGAAGCGUGAUUGUGCGUGCACGUGGAACGUGAUCUGUUUUCGGGAGUGGCACUGUUGAGUAGGCGGUCUACGUCUUCACCUGCCAGCGGUAGCACAAAUGACAAAACAAGAUUGCAAAUUAAAAAUGGCGGUCUUCGAGGUAAUUUUGAACGAUAAAGUUUCGGAUCUGAAGCACCUGCUAGAAGUCGAUCCAAAAUGCGCCAAUUCUGUAGGGUGGCACGGUUUAACACCUUUACAUCAAGCGGCAUUAAAGAGUAACCAAGAACUGGUAGACUUGUUGCUGGAGUAUGGAGCGAACGUGAACCGACCGAAUGCGUAUGGAGAGACUCCACUUCACCUCGCUUGUCAGGCGGCUUCCGUGAAAUUUAUACACAAGUUCUUGGAGAUCGGUGCAGAGCUGAGAGCGGAAGAUAGCGCUGGGAGGACUUGUAUUCAUCACGCUGCUAAAAGUGGUUCAGUGUGGGUAUAUAAUUAUAAAUACACACCUCUGGCUCCAGAGACACCUCAAUCCAUUCUUGAUGUUGCAAAAGAUGUUGUAUCAGAGUGCAACUUCUGUACAGUGUGUGAGAUUGUAAUGCCUGACUUCACUAAGCACUGCCGACUUUGUGAAAAAUGUUUUCUGAGUUUGGAUCACCACUGUCUGUUUCUCCUGAGCUGUGUGGCAAGAAACAACCACAGGGCUUUCGUGUUCUUCAUGAUUGAAGUAAUGGUGGCCAAUGUGUUAUUUGUGAGAGCAGCAGUGUCAUGUGAGUAGAAAUUUUACUUGUAUUUUUUUUUUUAAUAUUUAUCCACUUGAUAAUAAAAAAGUGUAGUAAAAUGAAAGUGGAAGGAGCAAAAUAUAGUAAUACUAAUUAUAUACCCUUUAAUUAGAUACAUUUAUUUAAGGCCAAAAAGA